Molecule: messenger RNA, 1573 nt
Organism: Pseudogymnoascus destructans
Lineage: Eukaryota; Fungi; Ascomycota; Leotiomycetes; Thelebolales; Thelebolaceae
Exons: 5
Coding region: 29-1573 (514 amino acids)
Source: RefSeq, a predicted model, not a curated record
CUGAGACAACAACAAAAUAGUCGAAAAAAUGGCAUCCGCACUCAUUAGAAUGGGCCCCCCGGAUAAUACGGAUAAUACUGUUGAUAAUCUCCCAGCCAUUGGCAGUGAAGUUCAAGUCAUGCCUGGUAAUAUACUUGCCCAGAGACUGCCCCCAAGUUUCACAUCGGAGUCUGGAGAACCUAUUACGAUCUUUAUAAUUGGCAUCACCGGCUAUAUUGGUGGUACCGUUGCUCGUUACCUUAUCAGGUCUCAUCCCGAACUCGAGGUAGCUGCUCUUGUACGAAACGAAAAUCAUGUAACCAGUACUUCGGCAAUGUUUCCAAGGGUCCGGAUAGUGAGAGGGUCUCUUGAUGACCGGGACAUCUUGAUCGAGGAGUGUUCAAAAGCAAAAAUGGUUCUACAGAUGGCUACGGAGCAUGAGGAAGGCUUGUCGUCAAUCAUCGAAGGCAUAAGAAGUAGCGACGAGAGAGAUUGCGGGUAUCUCAUACACACGUCUGACAUAUCGAUGCUGGUCGACCAAGCCCUUGCACUGGGAGAGUACGAAGACAGGGUGAACGAUGAUGUUGCCGAUUUCGAUAGAAUCAAGGAAAAACUGUCAAAACAUCCCAGGGGUUUGGAAACAAUGAUCAUGAAUGCCGCAGCACAUAAUACAGAGAACCGGAGGCCUGUGAAAACGGCCAUAAUUUCCUCGUCAGCAGUAUAUGGCUUUGGGAGGGGGCCAAUCAGCAAACGCGGAGGCAAGUUGACAGCAAUGAUGAGGGCUAUCAUACUACAUAAAAGCCCUUUCAAGGUGGAAAAUGGAAAAAACUAUUGGAGUGCCGUCGAUAUUGACAAUCUGGCUAGGGCAUACUUGUGCUUAGUCGAGAAAGCACUCGGCCCAGUAGGUGUGGGUGACGGACACUGGGAUUCUAAAGGGUACUAUGUUGCUGAAACAGAAGAACUUUGCUGGGCCGAAUUUGCACAAGACAUAGGCGAACGGGUCCAGGAACGACUUUUUGUCGACGAACCAGUUGUUAUGAAGAAGUUGACCGCCAGCGAGGUCGAUGCAAUAUACGCCGGAGGUUCGACAUACUGGGGAACAAACGCUAGGUGCAUUGGAAGUCGCCUGCGCCAGAUUGGUUGGAACCCCGAGCGUGCCGAUCUGAUCAAAUACGUCAACCAAAUAUUGAGGUUUGAGAUUGAGGAUCUUUAUGGGAUCACCAUUGAGGAACAAGAACUCGAAGAAGACGAGAGACGUCCUAGGGGUUACCUAGAUAACUCCCCCGCUUUACAGGCCAGCUUUGGAAACGUCAUAAAUGAGAAUAAGGGGAGAAUGAGGAAAAUGAGGGAGAAGGGAGAGAAACGGGAGAAGGGAGAGAAGGGGGAGAAGGGGGAGAAGGGAGAGAAGGGGGAGAAGGGGGAGAAGGGGGAGAAGGGGAAGAAGGGGGAGAAGGGGGAGAAGGGGGAGAAGGGGGAGAAGGGGGAGAAGGGGAAGAAGGAGGAAGAAGAGGAGGAGGAGGAAGAAGAGGAGGAGGGGGAAGAAGAGGAGGAGGGGGAAGAAGGGGGAGGGGGGGGGGAGGGGGAAGAAGAGUAA